ACGGCUACAUUUCCCUUCCCCUUCUCUCUCGCUCCUUUGUCUCCUCCUUCAUUUCCAAUCCAAAACCUCUCAAUCUCUCCCCCCCCUUCUCUCUCUCUCCUCCGAUUCUUCCCUUUUUCUCUCCCUAGAAUUCGCGGCCAUGAAGCACUUCAUGCAGCCAAGAAACGCGAUCUUGAGGGAGACGACGAUGGAGUCUCCGGCCUCGCCCAACCCUACCGCAGCCAAGCCCCGGCCGUCGCGAAAGCAGAGGGGCUCCAAGGAGAACGCUCCGCCGUCGGAUCCGAACACGUUGCCUCCGAUUCCGAAGCACUCGCCGGCGAUUUCUGCCGCCAAGUUGAAGAGCCCGCUACCGCCGCGACCACCGUCGUCGAACCCUCUCAAGAGGAAGCUCAACAUGGAGACGGUUCCUGAGAACUCCAUCUUUGGAACCUGCGAAUCUGGUGUCCAGGUAGUAGUGCGAAUGAGGCCAGCACACAAAGAGAAGGAUGAAGAAGAAAUGAUAGUUCAAAAAAUUUCUAAUGAUUCUUUGACAAUCAACGGGCAAACUUUCACUUUCGACUCGGUAGCGGACACAGAGGCGACACAGCUUGAUAUUUUCCAGCUUGUGGGAGCACCUCUUGUUGAAAAUUGUAUGGCAGGUUUCAACAGUUCCGUUUUUGCAUAUGGACAGACGGGAAGUGGAAAGACUUAUACGAUGUGGGGUCCAGCCAAUGCAUUGUUGGAUGCAAACAUUUCUAGUGAUCAACAAGGUUUAACUCCUCGUGUUUUUGAGCGUCUCUUUGCUCGGAUAAACGAGGAGCAAAUUAAGAAUGCUGAUAGACAACUCAAGUAUCAGUGUCAUUGUUCUUUUCUUGAGAUUUACAAUGAACAAAUUACAGAUUUAUUGGAUCCUAAUCAACGAAAUCUCCAGAUAAGAGAAGAUGUUAAAUCAGGGAUCUAUGUUGAUAAUCUCACAGAGGAAUGUGUACGUUCAAUGUCAGAUGUGAAACAGCUUUUAAUGAAGGGACUGUCAAACAGGAGGACAGGUGCAACUAGCAUCAAUGCUGAGAGUUCCCGCUCACAUACUGUUUUCACGUGUGUUCUUGAAUCUCGGUGCAAGAGCAUAGACGGUAUGAGCAGCUUCAAAACCAGCAGAAUAAAUCUGGUUGAUUUGGCGGGGUCAGAGCGACAAAAACUAACAGGUGCAGCAGGGGAACGAUUAAAAGAAGCUGGAAAUAUCAAUAGAUCACUCUCACAGCUAGGGAAUUUGAUAAACAUUCUUGCUGAAAUUUCCCAAACCGGAAAGCAAAGGCAUAUCCCCUAUAGAGAUUCCAGAUUGACAUUUUUAUUGCAGGAAUCCCUUGGUGGGAAUGCCAAACUGGCAAUGGUCUGUGCCAUAUCUCCGACACAAAGUUGUAAGAGUGAGACUUUCAGUACAUUGAGAUUUGCACAGCGUGCCAAGUCUAUCAAGAACAAGGCAGUUGUUAAUGAAGUUAUGGAGGAUGAUGUAAAUCACUUGCGUGAAGUAAUACGACAGCUACGGGAUGAACUGCAUCGAAUUAAGGCGAAUGGUGGCAGCAACCCCGUUGAAGCUAAUGGAGGUCACUCAGCAGCAUGGAUUCGCAGAAGUUUGCACCUAUUAAAGGCAAGCCUUAAUCGUCCAAUGACGUUGCCGCAUAUUGAUGACGACGGUGAUGAGGAGAUGGAGAUUGAUGAGGAAGCUGUUGAGAAACUCUGCAUUCAAGUGGAAAAGCAAUCUGCCGCAAGUGAAGAUAGCAAAAUUAUUGAUUUGAACAAAUUGGAAACAAUUACGUCAGAUGUGCACUCUGAAUUAAGAAGUUCUAAUGCUCCUCGGCAGUGUGCACCCGAAGGAGAAUGUACUAAAGAACAAGAUUCUGAGGACACAGAUGUGAAGAUGGAAGAGGGAAUAUCAGAACAAGAUGAGGCCAUGAUUGUUGAUUGUGAUGUAUCUGUUGCAGGAAACACAGAAUAUUCUAAAGGUAAUUUGCUGAAUUCUCAUUAUGCCCCCAAGGACAAUGAUCAAGCAACUGGCAUCCUGGAUAAGAACUCCUUUGAGCUGUCUAGUGAGGACAACAGUACUCUUAGCUCUUCUGUGAAUAAAAAGUUAAAUGAAGAACCGGAAAGCGGAAAGGAUGACUGUUUCUCAUGCCCGAAAUUGGAGCCUGUUAGUGAAGAGCCCGCAUGCAUACUAGUUGAAGAAAAAUACGAUGAGUCCCCUAACAGUUCUAUGAAUGGUGCAUCUCCCAGCAUUAGAAUAGUUCCAAGCGAGAUCUCACCAGUUCUUAAAUCUCCAACUCCAAGCAUUUCACCAAGAACCAAUAGCAGCAGGAAAAGUUUGAGAACUUCAUCUAUGCUAUCUGCGUCUCAAAAAGAUCCAAUGGAUAAGAGUAAGUUAAUCCAGGAGGCUGUGCGUAAUUCUUUAGCAAAAUCGUUGAAAGGGAGCUCUUCUAAUGAUCUAUUUACUCAAGCAAGUAAGAGUUUUCUUGCUCCAACUGAGCAUUUAGCCGCUAGCAUCCGACAUGGUCUUGAAAUUAUCGACAAUCACCGACAGAGUUCAGCUUUUAGGAGGUCAUCCUAUAGGUUUUCAUAUAAACCUGCAGAAUCUAAGAUUGUUUUGCCAAUUUCUAAAGUUGAUGUCGGUGUGCAAACUAUUCACGAUGUACAACCAGAAGAGCUGAUGGAAUUCACAUGUGGUAGCUGCAAGAGCAGAAUACAGCUAGAGGCUGAGGCCAAUGACAGUUCAAACCUGCAGUUAGUACCAGUUGAUGGCUUAGAGUUCACUGAAAAAUUGAAGAUUCAAGUUCCUAAAGCUGUGGAAAAGGUCUUGGCAGGGGCUAUCAGGAGAGAAAUGGCACUAGAAGAUUUAUGUGCCAAGCAAAAUUCUGAGAUAGUGCAGCUCAAUCGUUUGGUCCAACAAUACAAGCACGAAAGAGAAUGCAAUUCCAUAAUUGCGCAGACAAGGGAGGAUAAGAUUCUUCGUCUCGAAAGCCUUAUGGAUGGUAUUUUACCCACUGAGGACUUCAUGGAGGAAGAGUUAGUCCUUCUUAAACAUGAACACGAGUUGUUGAAGGAGAAGUAUGAUAAUCAUCCAGAAGUUUUAAGGACAAAAAUUGAGCUGAAGAGAGUUCAAGAUGAAAUGGAAAAUUUGAGAAAUUUUUGUGAUAUGGGAGAGAGGGAAGUGUUGUUGGAAGAGCUUCAAGACUUAAGAAGCCAACUUCAGUUCUAUGUAGACUCGUCGUCGUCAUCUCGAAAACGAAACCCUGUAUUACAAUUGACCUAUUCAUGUGACCCUAGUGUGGCCCCUCCUCUUAGUACAAUUUCAGAGUCAAAAGAGGAAACUGCUGAAGACAAAUUUGAACAGGAAAGAAAGAGCUGGACUGAGGUAGAAAGUAAGUGGAUUUCUCUUUCCGAGGAAUUGAGAAUUGAACUUGAGUCUAGCAGGUCACAGGCUGAAAAAAAGGAACGGGAACUAGAAACUGAAAAGAAAUGUGCAGAAGAACUGAAGGAAGCAAUGCAGCUUGCCAUGGAGGGACAUGCACGUAUGUUGGAACAGUAUGCAGAUUUGGAAGAGAAACACAUGCAACUUCUCGCAAGGCAUAGGAGGAUACAGGAAGGAAUAGAAGAUGUCAAGAAAGCAGCUGUUAAAGCAGGGGUUCGGGGUGCAGAGUCCAAAUUUAUAAAUGCCCUUGCAGCUGAAAUUUCGGCAUUAAAAGUGGAAAGAGAAAGAGAGAGAAGGUACCUUAGAGAUGAGAACAAAGGUCUUCAGGCCCAACUAAGGGACACUGCUGAAGCUGUUCAGGCUGCAGGUGAAUUACUUGUGCGGCUCAAAGAAGCAGAAGAGGCUGUUGCUACUGCCCAGAAGCAAGCUAUGGAGGCUAAGCAAGAAACUGAGAAAGCCUACAAGCAGAUGGACAAAUUGAAGAAAAAACAUGAAAAGGAAACUCUCCAUGAUCUUCUUGCCGAGUCUCGUUUACCUAAAGGGGCAAUAAGGCCUGCUUUUGAUGAUAUGGCAAAAUACAACAUAGAGGAGCCUUGUGAUGCAAGUGAUCAGCAAUGGAGAGAGGAAUUCGAACCAUUCUACAAUGGUGAAGAUGGUGAGUUGCCAAAACUUGCAGAGCCCUCGUCAUGGUUCUCCGGUUAUGAUCGAUGCAACAUAUAAGGAUAUGUAGAGACAAAAUAGUGUAUGCUUAACUAAUAGUUUCUAUCAAAUAGCUUGUUGGUAACAAAUAGUGCCAGUCAUCUGGUUUGUAACAUUAUGAACAUUGCCAUAGUUAUUUCGAUGUAUUUUGUACUCAAAUUCAUAUUCUUUGACUAAGAAUUGAAUGAAUGGUUGUGUAUUCUUUUAUUAACUAGAC
Molecule: messenger RNA, 4355 nt
Organism: Morus notabilis
Lineage: Eukaryota; Viridiplantae; Streptophyta; Magnoliopsida; Rosales; Moraceae
Product: kinesin-like protein KIN-12B
Exons: 16
Coding region: 140-4159 (1339 amino acids)
Biological process (GO): microtubule-based movement
Molecular function (GO): ATP binding; microtubule binding; microtubule motor activity
Source: RefSeq, a predicted model, not a curated record